CUGAAGCGUCGGUGAGCGCAGGAAGCUGUUGAAGAAGCGGAGGUCGUGAAGCUGCUUCGCUCCCGGCGGCAGCUCCCGGUUGUCCCCCCCCCAGCACAGAGACGCUGAGCGGCGGUCAGAGCGGCAGCAGGGAGCCCGCUGGCUGCAGGAGGAAGAGGAGGAAGAGGAGGAAGAAGAGGAGGACAGGAUGGUUCAGGGUCCCGUCUGACGCCCGCUGUCCUGCACCGAAGUGACCAUGAAGGACACGGGGGAAUCCAAGGAGCAGCAAUUCACAGUUGCCCUGAGGAUCCGACCCCUCAGCGAUGCGGAGCAAGAGGAGGCGGCUACGGUCGUGGCCCACAGAGUGGACGACCAGAUGGUGGUUCUCCUGGACCCGAUGGAGGACCCGGACGACAUCCUGCGUGCCAACCGCUCCCGGGAGAAGACUUACAUGUUUGACGUGGCGUUCGACUACUCGGCCAGUCAGGACGAGGUGUACAGAGCUACAACCAAAGGGCUGAUCGAGGGCCUGAUAUCAGGCUACAACGCAACUGUGUUUGCAUACGGACCCACAGGUUGUGGGAAGACAUACACCAUGUUGGGGACGGACAAGGAGCCGGGCAUCUACGUUCGAACGUUGAACGACCUGUUCCGAGCCAUCGAGGACACCAGCGACGACAUGCUGUACAGUGUCUCCAUGUCCUACCUGGAGAUCUACAACGAGAUGAUCCGGGACCUGUUGAACCCGUCGUCAGGCUUUCUGGACUUGAGAGAAGACGCGAAGGGAGAGAUCCAGGUCGCCGGCAUCACUGAGGUGUCGACCAUCAACGCCCAAGAGAUCAUGGAACUGCUGAUGAAGGGGAACAAGCAGCGCACCCAGGAGCCCACAGCCGCCAAUCAGACGUCGUCUCGCUCCCACGCUGUGCUGCAGGUGGCCGUCAAGCAGCAGAGCCGCUGCCGAGACGUCCUGCAGGAGGUUCGCUUCGCACGCCUCUUCAUGAUCGACCUUGCCGGCUCCGAGCGAGCAGCACAGACUCAGAACAGGGGUCAGCGGUUGAAAGAGGGGGCUCACAUCAACCGCUCCCUCUUGGCUUUGGGCAACUGCAUCAAUGCCCUGAGCGAAAAAAAUGGCACCAAGUACGUCAACUAUCGAGACAGCAAGUUGACU
This is a messenger RNA of Paralichthys olivaceus (Japanese flounder), 1147 nucleotides long. The record is from RefSeq and is a predicted model, not a curated record. NCBI's taxonomy places the organism in Eukaryota, Metazoa, Chordata, Actinopteri, Pleuronectiformes, Paralichthyidae.